AUGACGCUUCUCAGGGCGCCGCUGCCUCUGCGCCCUGGGGCGCUGAUGCCAUCCCUGCAGAGCAUCAGCCAGUCUGCCGCCAUCACGCCGUCCAUCCAUCCGCUCGCAUUCGCCACGCCAUCUUCACGGUCUGCCAUCGCUCCAACGCCUUGCGGCAGCAGAGGCUAUUCGAACCUUGGUUCUAUCGAGAGAUCCGACUUCUAUCAGGCAGCAGAGGCGGAAGGUGUAUCUCCCUCUCAGUUCAAGCGCAACAUCCUCAGGGACAAGGACGUCUUGCUCUCUGGACUCCCCACCACGGCCACUCCAGCUGAUAUUCGCGCUCUGGCACGCGAGUCCAAGACGGCCAACGACGUUGCUCGCAUCGAAUUCAUCUACACCAGAGCGUUGCGUCCCACCGGCAAAGCGCUCGUGUCCAUGUCCAGCCAUGUCCGUGCUCGCGCCUUCGAAGCAGAUGCGCACGGUCGCAUCGUGGGUGGCAGGAUGGUCGCCGCCAACCUCCGCUCCACCGAUGAUCGCAAAAGGUUCUUCCUCCGAACAUACGGCGAUUGGCCUGCAUCCUACCAGAUUCCCUUUGAUCUCAUCGAGUACGAAGCCGGCAAGCUCGUCCUUCUGCGCAACAUACCCAAAGACACCUUCGAAGCGCGUCUCGAGGAGCGUCUAGCCAAUCGCUACGACAUCAAGCCUCAGGAUCGAUGGCGCGCAAAACGAUCGUCCUAUGCCGGAUAUCUUCACGACAGUAAGGGCUAUGGCGGCAGCCACGACGCCGUUCUUGGUGGUGUGCUCAAGCUUGACAAGCUGCACGCCGAUGCUACCACAACCAGCUUUAUUGUCCGCUGCCAGACCCCAUCAGAAGCAAUGCGUCUGGUCAGGAGAUGGCACAACACCUACUUCGCGCCCGCGACCUUCGACAUCCAAGAUACCGGCGGACGAUACCGUGUCUCGGCGUCCAUUCUCUACUAG
Messenger RNA from Pseudozyma hubeiensis SY62, 960 nucleotides. RefSeq names its product biotin synthase. The transcript has a single exon. The record is from RefSeq and is a predicted model, not a curated record. Gene Ontology annotation, molecular function: nucleic acid binding. The coding region runs from base 1 to 960 and encodes 319 amino acids. Lineage: Eukaryota; Fungi; Basidiomycota; Ustilaginomycetes; Ustilaginales; Ustilaginaceae.